Messenger RNA from Fomitopsis serialis, 1101 nucleotides. RefSeq lists its product as uncharacterized. The transcript has a single exon. The annotation marks the transcript as partial. The record is from RefSeq and is a predicted model, not a curated record. Lineage: Eukaryota; Fungi; Basidiomycota; Agaricomycetes; Polyporales; Fomitopsidaceae.
UCGGAAGUCCCCGCCGACCUCGUCGCGGCAAUCUACGCUGUGAACGUCACGCCGCUUGAUGCCCCUCUGCACUUCCUCAGCCCCUCGGAUGACCUGGUUGAGCUCCUCUUCGACAAGACCCCGCUAUGGGAAGACCAAGGCUGGAUUGAUGUCGCCUCUUCUGACUAUAUGCGGGCCCUCCUGAACAGAUUGCGUCAACGCUGUGCUCCCACCUCCUUCGGAAAAAUCACAACACCCCACCUCUGGAAGGCCCUUGAGUCCGCACGGCAAUAUAUGUCCAACGCGCUUCAACCUUCCCUCCCCCAGACGGGCCCGAUUGACCUGGCACGCGACCCCCGCUUCGACGUCUCUGGAGCUCGACUUUGCUCUCUAACCCAAGCCCUGGCCUACAAAGGUAUCAUUGCCUGGACUGCUGCACCUGUACGCGCAGUUACGGCCAAGAAUAUUGAUGCACUACGGACUCACAACGCUGCUAGUAUGGGCACCCUCUCGGACAGCGCACUAUGGACUAGCUUGCGCCACCGGGACUUCAGCCGAGCUUUUUCGAUCUUCCUGUGGAAAAGUGUACAUGGUGCAUUACGAUGCGGGCCUUACUGGCUCAAGAUCACCAACUACACCACCCGCGCGAACUGUAGUUUCUGCGGCCUUCUUGAGACGCCGUCCCAUAUCCUUUUUGACUGCACGGCAACCGGUCAAGAACUUAUCUGGCAUAUAAUUGCCACACUGUGGAAGAAGAAGGGCCUUCCUUGGCCGGCCAUCUCCAUCCUCGACGUCCACUCUCUCGGACUGAAGCUCUGGACAGAUCAGAAAAGCCGUGUCAGGAUUGGCGCGACACGCCUCUGGCGGAUCCUGAUUUCGGAGGCCUCUCACCUCAUCUGGAAACUCCGCUGUGAAAGAGUCAUCGGCCACUCUGAUGAGCCAGGCUGGGAGCAUAAUGACCAACAAAUCCGACGACGCCUCGCCUACACAUUGAACAACCGUCUCCUAAUAGAUGUUGCCGCAACUCAGAGGAAGUUCGAAAAGUUGGCGCGCAACUCCGAACUCGUGAUCGCAACGUGGAAUAGUACGAUCCACGAUGAACUAGCGCUCCCGGACGACUGG